GAGGGCAAGCGGCACCAUACCUAAGAAGAUGAGUAUAAAUACCCCUUUGAGGUAGCCGACCAUGUACUGCUCACUCUAAUAACGAAUUCCAAGUGAGAGAGUUCGCCAGCUACGUUUAUUCAAUGUAAAUAAGAUUUCCAAAGAAGAACGGUGAAAAGAUGAAGAAGUAGAGGCGAAUCAGCUUGUAUUGAUGCUGGCGCUCCUUAACUAGAAGAGUUGUUCAAUAACCAGUGCGUUUAUUCACUGUAACACAGAACAGAGAGCUCUGGUUCCCACACUCCUCCACCAUUCAACGCCACAGUUUUGAGAAACAGAGGAGAGAUGAUAACAGAGCAGGCAAGGAAGAUGCAAGUUAUAGUACGGGAAUACGAAGCAGAGAAAGACCUCGCCGGCGCAGAGGCGGUGGAGCUGUCUUGCGAGGUAGGCCAGAGCGGCGCCGUUUCCAUUUUCACCGACCUCCUCGGCGACCCCACUUGCCGUGUCCGCCAUUCCCCAGCUUUUCUUAUGUUGGUCGCCGAAACUGUCGGGCCUAAGAAAGAGAUUGUGGGCCUCAUUCGCGGCUGCGUCAAAACCAUCACUUGCGGCAAGAGAGCACCCCGUCCUGCGGCCGCCGCCGCCGCCGCCGUCGCCAUAUACACCAAAGCCGCCUGCAUCGUCGGCCUGCGCGUCUCCCCUCGCUACCGCCGCAUGGGGGUCGGUUUGCAGCUCGUGCAGCAAAUGGAGGACUGGUUCCGUUCCCAUGGAGCCGAGUAUGCGUAUAUGGCGACCGAUAAAGACAACGAGGCUUCCCUCAGCCUAUUCACCGGCCGCUGCGGCUACACCAAGUUCCGCACCCCAAGCUUGCUCGUACAGCCAGUAUUCGCCGGCCACCGCCUCCCCCUCCGCCGUACUGCUAUCGUCAUCCACCUCUCCCCCGCCGAUGCUGAAACCCUCUACCGCCGCCGCUUGUCUACCGUUGAAUUCUUCCCCCGCGACAUAGACUCCAUCCUUCGCAACCCCCUUUCCCUCGGAACCUUCCUUGCUCUCCCCUCCGGCUACAGUUGGGCCAACCUCGACAGCUUCCUCGCUAAACCGCCGGAUUCAUGGGCGGUCCUCAGUAUCUGGGACACCAAAUCCCUGUUCCGUUUGGAGGUGCGCGGCGUGUCGUUACUGCGGCGGGUGCUCGCAUGGACAACCCGUGUCUUAGACCGCUCGGUUCCCUGGCUUCGCAUUCCAUCGUUCCCCAACAUCUUUCGGCCAUUUGGGGGUUAUUUUUUGUACGGUCUCGGCGGCGAGGGGCCUUCUUCGGCGUCUCUUAUGCGCGUGCUCUGCAGUCACGCACACAAUAUGGCGCGUGCCGGAGGUUGCGGGAUUGUUGCCACGGAGGUGACGGCGUGCGAGCCUUUUAUGCCGGGAAUACCAUAUUGGCAGAGGUUAUCCAUUGAUAAAGAUUUCUGGUGUAUCAAGCGCUUGGCUGAGGAUUAUAGUGACGGAGCUGUUGGUGAUUGGACCCGCUCGGCUCCGGCGAGCUCAAUUUUCGUAGACCCCCGUGAGGUCUGAUUCGACCCGAUUAUUUUCAUGUGGUUUGUAUGUGUGAAUUGAUAGUAUUCAUCUCAAUAUUACCUCAAUAUCUAUCAAUUUGCAUCUAAACUAGACCUAGCUGAUCAACACGGAACAUUUUUACUAUUUUGGGCUAGUUCAACCAAGCCAGGGCUUUGGUGUCUCAUUCUAAUA
Molecule: messenger RNA, 1713 nt
Organism: Phalaenopsis equestris
Lineage: Eukaryota; Viridiplantae; Streptophyta; Magnoliopsida; Asparagales; Orchidaceae
Product: probable N-acetyltransferase HLS1
Exons: 3
Coding region: 322-1539 (405 amino acids)
Molecular function (GO): acyltransferase activity, transferring groups other than amino-acyl groups
Source: RefSeq, a predicted model, not a curated record